Molecule: messenger RNA, 598 nt
Organism: Baudoinia panamericana UAMH 10762
Lineage: Eukaryota; Fungi; Ascomycota; Dothideomycetes; Mycosphaerellales; Teratosphaeriaceae
Exons: 1
Coding region: 122-421 (99 amino acids)
Source: RefSeq, a predicted model, not a curated record
ACAAUCGCGCGGUAGCUACUGCCCUGCAGUCGCUGCGACCUAUGAUGUGCAUGUACAUCACUUCCGCUCAGAUCAACCGAAUACUAAGGAUGACAGCUUCGUAUGGCGAUGUUGGAGCGUAAUGAGCGAGUGCUUGAAGCGCGGUAGCUGGACAUUCAUGCCGGUCAGAGAGACUAGGCUUCGUUCACAAGCUGCCAGCCAUGCCACGGACAAUGAGUCGAAUUGUCACGACCCACAGAGUCAUUUGCAUCGCAUCAUAAGCAGCAGCAUAUCGCGAGAAUGCGGCCUCCCCACAAUGUGCGUCGAGCAAUGGGGGAGAAUACGUGCACAGUGUGCAUAUCGGAAGCCGCCCGCGCUGGUCAUUGCUGCUUGCGUCCUCUGCCCUCCCCUGCCACUACGCCCUCCACAGUGGAAGCCAUAACCAUGCAAUCACUCGAGACGUUCCUUAGUGCCAGUGUGAGCGUCCUCACCAGGCUAAAAUAUGUAUAUCGAGGCCAGUCCAUUUUGCAGGCAAGUGUGGGCUUCUGGAGCGGCCACGCUCUGCCCAUCAGCGGCCGGCAAUCCAUUGCCUCACGGUUAUACCACGCUGUCCGCGGCC